Molecule: messenger RNA, 870 nt
Organism: Sinocyclocheilus grahami
Lineage: Eukaryota; Metazoa; Chordata; Actinopteri; Cypriniformes; Cyprinidae
Product: forkhead box protein J2-like
Exons: 6
Coding region: 137-862 (241 amino acids)
Biological process (GO): regulation of transcription by RNA polymerase II
Cellular component (GO): nucleus
Molecular function (GO): DNA-binding transcription factor activity, RNA polymerase II-specific; RNA polymerase II cis-regulatory region sequence-specific DNA binding
Source: RefSeq, a predicted model, not a curated record
AUAUACUGUACAUUAUGUAUAGACACAUCUCUGUUUUUUCUCCUAGAACUCAAUUCGACACAAUUUGUCCCUCAACAAAUGUUUCCGGAAAGUUCCUCGACCACAGAGCGAUCCUGGGAAGGGGUCAUACUGGACGAUGGAUGUACCACCUGACUCAACUCAACCCAGAGGAGUCAAACGUCCUUAUCCUAAAGAGGAGGAUGUAAGAGCUCCUUCUUCUGAGGCCCAAGUGCCUGUCAGUCAAGCAGAGCUCCUCCCACCUCAGCCAGACACCAAAAGCAUGUUCUCUCCCCCUCCUUGCAAGCAGCGUCCAAGCAUCCCGAUAGCUACAUCUUUUCCUUCAAACCCUCAUGCUGAUCCCCCUUUCCGAUUCUCCUUUGCUGAUUUGAACCUACCAGAUCUGUACAAUUCCUUCCAGUCCCUCUGUCGCUCUGUGAGACAGAGAGUCACCUCACAAUCGGAUGUUGCCAAUUUACUUGGACUUACACAUGACAGUACACCGCUCCACACGCCAACCCUGCCUCCUCUCUCCCCCUGCGCCUGUCCCUGUCCAAACCUUAAUAUUAACCAAUAUACCACCACCCCUGCUCUUAACCCAAACCUGAAUACCAAUGGCAACUUCAACCCAAAUACACCCAAUACUAACUUUAGUUUUAUCCACAACCUAAACCCAAGCCAGAACUCUAACAUUCAUCCAAACUCCAACACUGAGCCUGACAAGCUGCUACACAGUAAUGUUGUUCCUGCAGAUUGGUUCAGUAACGCUGACUCUUUGAGAGAGAGUUUCAGAAUUGCUAGCAGUCUGGACUGGGCUAACAUUGAUCUCACCAGUCACCCUGGUCAGUACUCAACCAUACACUGAGAUCUAUA